AACCAAUGAAAAGCGAAUAUAAUUAAACAACGAAGUCGCAAAACUUUCAAAAAAUUCCAAAAUUGACAUGAAAAUGCAGUAAAAGCCAACGAAAAUCAAUUAUAAAUCAUUUUGAAGCAGUCUCCUGUAAAAUGAGUGGAAAAGAAGAUGAAGUGGAAUCACAAAUGUACGAUUAUUUGGAGAAAUAUUUUGGCUACACUGAGUUUAAGUCCGAGCUACAGAGGAAGGCUGUGAAAUCCGUUGCAAAAAAAAAGCGAGAUGUUUACGUGAGUAUGCCGACCGGCUCGGGCAAGUCGCUCUGUUUCCAGCUGCCCGGUUUAAUGUGCGAUGGCCACGUUACGAUAGUGUUUUCACCGUUGCUGGCUUUGAUCAAAGAUCAAAUCGACCAUCUGGGUAAAUUAAAGAUUCAGGCAGACUCGCUGAACUCUAAAAUGAGUACGAAGGAACGGGAGCGAGUGAUCAAUGACCUAAAAGCCAUAAAAACCAAUAUUCGAUUCCUGUACAUAACUCCAGAGCAAGCGGCCACUCAGGGAUUCCAAGAUAUUUUGGCUCACAUGGUUAAAUAUGACAAGGUGGCUUAUUUCGCGGUCGACGAGGCCCACUGUGUCAGCCAGUGGGGUCAUGAUUUUAGACCGGAUUACCUUAAGUUGGGCCAACUUCGCUCUAAAUAUCCCAAGAUUGUGUGGAUAGCUUUGACUGCAACUGCCUCGAAACAAGUCCGUGAUGACAUUUUCAAACAAUUGCAUUUGAAUGAACCAAUUUCAAAGUUUAUCACUCCCAGUUUUCGCAAAAAUCUUUUCUACGACGUUGUCUUUAAGAAUUCCAUAGAGGAUGAUUUUCAGCAUUUGGCAGCAUUCGCAGCGCACUGUUUCGGCGAUGAAGAUGAGUUUAAGAAAAUGACACCCUCCAAAAGAGGUUGUGGUAUAAUAUAUUGCCGUACAAGGGAAAAUGUGGAACGUGUUGCGAUGGGCGUUUCACGACAAGGAGUUGGUGCAAUACCCUAUCAUGCUGGACUAAAGGGUUCCGAGCGCAACGACGCCCAAGAAAAAUGGAUGGCUGGUGAAUAUCCCAUAAUUGUGGCCACAAAUAGUUUUGGCAUGGGCGUCGAUAAACCCUCGGUGCGUUUUGUUGUCCAUUGGGAUGUUCCUCAAAAUGUAGCUGCCUAUUAUCAAGAAUCUGGUCGCGCUGGUCGUGAUGGAAAAAAAUCAUACUGCCGUCUGUAUUAUGGUCGUGAAGAUGUUCGUUCCAUACGUUUCCUUUUGCAAAAUGACAUUAAUCGUUCGCGUUCUUCCUCCUGUUCGGGUAAAAAGGAAAUGGCUGAGAGAGCAAUGAAAAAUUUCGACGAUAUCGUAUCGUUUUGUGAAAUGAUGCAGUGCAGACAUAAAUUGUUUUCCGAUUACUUUGGUGAUCCAACGCCUGAAUGUGAGGAUAAAUGUGAUGUUUGCAAGAAUCCUAAAAAAAUUGAAAAGGCAUUACUCACAUUUCAACGGUUGUGUAUGGAUAGCGUUUUUAAGACGGGAAUCUCUUUGGAGGACAGCGCAGACUUGUACGAAGGCGGCCGUUCAGGUAUUAAGAGAUCUGCCGGUGCCGAUGAUGAUGACGAUUCCUCUGGUGAAAUAGGUCAUGCACAAUUGGCCAAAAAGGCGAAAAGGGAGUCUGAAGAUUUUAUACGAAAACAAUUCCAACUGCGUAAAUGCCUUGAUGCGGCCAAAGAAUUGGAACAAGAGUCUGGAGCACAAAUAACCCGCAUACAUCAGGCUCAAGCGACCACAACUAAAGUGGCAGGCUUGAAGAUAUCCAUGCGCGAAAACUAUUUAACAGCGCUCGUUGAGGCACUAAAGGACAAUGUCAAGGCCAGCGAAGAAGACAAGCCGCGCAGCUAUUUGGUGCAAAAAGAUUUCGAAGACAUAGCGGCAGGUUUAGAAUAUGAAUGUUUUUCCAAACAAAAAGUUGUGAAUAUGUACAGACACUCCGUAGCGAAAGAGCUAUCCACCAUAAAAUCCUUGACUUCCAAACACCGUUUAAUGCCCAUCUUAAUGGACUAUGUGCCGAAACCGGAGAAAAAGAAAAGCGUUUGGAAUGGUGGCAGUGUGGAGUAUUUUGAACGCAAGCUUAAAGAAUUGGAAGAACAAAGACCCCAGUCACCUAAUGGUAAGAGCAGCAGCAGCAGUGGUAGUAGUAAAAAAGAUAUUCCUAAAGCACUUAAAGCUCCCAGGAGCUACAAACACGAAUCCGAAAAGCAGACAACCAUAGGUUCAUAUUUCAGUAAAGUCACCAGUAAACCAGAGGAAGAUGAUGAGACGUCGCUUUCUUCAAUAUCCACCGAAGACAAGGAAAUGGAAGAAAAGCUUUACAUAAAAAAGAUAAAAGAGGAGUGGGCCGAAAUGUUAAGUAGUGAUAGCGAUAAUUUAGAUAAGAAGUUGGCCACAGAUGCCGAUAUUAAAAUGGAGAAUAUCGACGACAAUUUAGAAAAUCUCAUUUCUAAAGAACAAAAGCUCAAGCAGGAAAUCGAAAAGCUAGAUAAGGAGGAAUUGGAAGCAAUCAGCAGCGGGGACAGCAUUGACCAAUAUGACACAAAGGAAAAUAACGAUUACAAUACAAGUGGAAAAAACUCCAGCUCAAGUUCGACAUCUUUCGAUCAUUACAAGGUGGGAACUCACUUGAAAUCGAAAAGAACUUCACACUACCAUCGCAGUGCGAAGGAUAAUUAUCAGAGCCACAAUAUCUACAAACCUCCCGAAAACGAUGAUAUUAGUGAUGAAGAGGACGACGAUGAAGAGAACGGGGAUGAGGAUGGGGCAAGGACGAAGGAUAACGGUGAAAAUAUACACCCAGUUACCAAGGAAAUUGAAGCAAUCUUAAGUGCAAGUGAGAAGAAGGAAUUCUUAGGGAGCAAGGACAAAUCACCAGUUGCAGCUACAAAAGAACAUCACCAUUAUAACAGUUCAAAAGAUCGAUCUACCAAACCGGAAAUUAACUACUAUAGCAAAUCAUCUUCAACGGAUAAAAGCAAAUCCUCCGAUUACAGCAGCUCAAAUACAUCACAGAAACCCAGUACAUCUUCCAAGUCUUCUGCAUCGACUGUUGUUUCCUCUUCUCGGCCAUACAUAAAUUCUAGUAGUAAGACUACCUCCAACAGCAUCAGCACAUCGGCGAAACCAACACAAUCACAAUCUCAAAGGGAAACGGGGCAAGCGAAACCCCAGUCAACCGUUUCCUCUUCCAAUUCUACACAAUCAUCAAAAUCACAAAGCGAUCGCCAUCAGGUAUACAAACAAAAGACAGACAUAAGCAAAACAGUAGUUGAGUAUCUGAAUCCCUUCUACAAACGAAAAAUAGCUACCAAAGAAUUGUUUAAAAUCUUGGCCAAGCGUAUAACAACACGCGUCAUAGACGGUAAGCUGGCUGUGGGCGAUUGUAAAGCAUACAUUCGGGACAUAUUUCAUAAGCUGACCAUGAUUGCCGAAGACUCUGAUAUCGAUAAACACUUUCCUAUGUCAUAAAGGGGUUUCUGUCCCUUUGUUUUCUUUUUUUU
Stomoxys calcitrans (stable fly) is the source of this 3535-nucleotide messenger RNA. RefSeq names its product ATP-dependent DNA helicase Q5 (gene RecQ5). Gene Ontology annotation, biological process: double-strand break repair via homologous recombination. Bases 132 to 3503 code for a protein of 1123 amino acids. Gene Ontology annotation, cellular component: cytoplasm; chromosome. The transcript is spliced from 5 exons. NCBI's taxonomy places the organism in Eukaryota, Metazoa, Arthropoda, Insecta, Diptera, Muscidae. The record is from RefSeq and is a predicted model, not a curated record. Gene Ontology annotation, molecular function: nucleic acid binding; ATP binding; 3'-5' DNA helicase activity.